CAGUGGUAUUCAGUGGUUGUGGUUGCAGACACAUAUUCUUAUCAUACACCGGCCGGAAAAAAUUCAGAAUUAAAAAAGAAAAGAGAAACACAAUGGAAUUUGUAGCUUCACUCCCCGCACGCCGCCUCUCCGUCUUGCCACCCACCACCAUAUCCACUCCAACACCACCACCCUUCAUCUCACCUUCCACUACAAACUCAUUAUAUUCUCCAAUCUCCACAAAUUACAACGCCAAUAAUCACCGCCACUGCAUCAAACGCAAUAAUAAUAAUACAUAUAGAUUGGCACCAAAAAUCCACCCCGUCACCGACGUAAUUUCUGCUGCAGCUAUUACAUCAGACGCCGCCGCCACUCCGGUGGAGAUCACCUGGCAAAUCAUCGUCGGGACUAUUGCUGGAGUUACACCGUUCAUAGUUGCCGGAAUCGAGUUCGGAAAGAGAAUUGUGGCACAGCGGAGAUGCACUACUUGUGGUGGCUCCGGCCUUGUUCUUAGAGAAACCGAUUAUUUCCGAUGCCCUACCUGCGGUGGAUUUUUGCCAUGGCAAUCUUGGAAAAGAUUCUUCACUGGUUGAAAAUUGAAAAUGGGUGCAGUGGAGUGUCUUCAAUUCAUUCUCCCCAUCAUCCAUCUUAUCAUCUUCUUUAAUCAUUACUUCCUUUUUACAGAUGCGUAUAAUGAUGAUGUCUUAUUAAUGGUAUAUUCAAAAAUAUAAUGUAGAAUUUGUACUUGUUUGUGUAUGUAUGUCUUACUCAACAAA
Ipomoea nil (Japanese morning glory) is the source of this 755-nucleotide messenger RNA. RefSeq lists its product as uncharacterized. The record is from RefSeq and is a predicted model, not a curated record. The coding region runs from base 93 to 572 and encodes 159 amino acids. NCBI's taxonomy places the organism in Eukaryota, Viridiplantae, Streptophyta, Magnoliopsida, Solanales, Convolvulaceae. The transcript is spliced from 4 exons.